Molecule: messenger RNA, 1955 nt
Organism: Cercospora beticola
Lineage: Eukaryota; Fungi; Ascomycota; Dothideomycetes; Mycosphaerellales; Mycosphaerellaceae
Source: RefSeq, a predicted model, not a curated record
AUGGAGGCCGCACGUUCGAAGCUGUACGGCGACCUGGUGAUGGUUUGAUUCCGAAUAUUGCUUUACAGAACAUUCGUAUACCGCCCUCUACCUACCAUGUGGCUCAUCAACACGAACACUCUGGAAUUGGAAGAAUUUUUUGAACCUGCUAUCCCCAGCUACGCCGUCCUGUCACAUCGCUGGACAAAGCAUGAAACCACAUUCAAGGACUACAAGAAAGGCAGGAAACUGGACUCUCCCGGGCACAGAAAGACAAUGGACUUCUGCGCCAUUGCGCAUAGUCGCGGCCAUCCUUAUGCUUGGAUCGAUACUGCUUGCAUUGAUAAGCGCUCCAGCUCUGAGCUCUCGGAAGCCAUUAACAGUAUGUAUAGGUGGUAUCAGAUGUCUGCAGAAUGCCUUGUCCAUCUCGCCGACGUGAUGUACACCGAUAUACCAGCACCCUCAGGCAAGCUCGCUGAGCGUCUCCAUCAACAAUUGUGCCUCUCUGACUGGUUCACUCGCGGAUGGACCCUGCAAGAAUUAAUAGCACCACGCUGUGUUCUGUUCUUCACGCAAGACUGGAAACUCUUUGGCUGUAAAUCGACCGCCAAUCGUACGAUCAAUGGCUUUCGCGCAAACGAUACUGCGUGCAUGGAUCUUGCGGACGAGUUGAGCAGCAUCACCAGCAUACCAAAGGAGCUGUUGACCUUUCAAUGGCCAUUGGAAGAGUAUACGAUCGCUGCCAGGGCGAAGUGGCUGGCGAAUCGCAAAGUAACAAGGAUCGAAGACCAAGCAUACUGCGCCCUGGGGCUCUUUGGCGUCAACAUGGGCCUUCUUUAUGGUGAGGGCAAAAGAGCUUGGUCCAGGCUGCAAGAAGAAAUCGUCCGGAACUCCCAUGAUGAAUCGAUCUUCGCCUGGUCAAUGGCUUACGGAAGCAGAGCCCAACCGCUAUUGUCCUCAUCGCCUGCUUCUUUCUCCGCUGUGAGUCCCACCAUUUCCACCGUGUACGGGCUAAGGCCGCUGUACACGAUCACGAACCAAGGCCUCAGAUGGGACUUGGAACCUGGCAGUGCAAUCAUUGGCAAGCUUGACCUCAGCAGGAUUCCACGUUUUGACAGCAGGUCCAAGCCCACGUUGGGUGACAUGCGUGUCUUGAUGCUGCCCCUCGCGUGCUUAUAUGAAAAUCAGCCGACCUCCCAGGAGUACCUGCUGCUUAUAGAGCUGGCUUGCGGUCACUACAUGCGAGUGCCCAGUCGAGAUACCCUCAGGCUGCCUUUGCCCCUCGCAGACUUGAUCCGGCGAGGCAAGAUCGCCGGCCCAUGGCGCCUUGGCCACGUGAUGACAAUAAUCAUGCAUCUGAGAUCGGAUCACUCGAAAGGCUGCACGUUUGCAUAUAAUCAGCUUUUGAUGUACCAAGAUCUACACCUCUCGGUUGUCCAGCACUUUCAAACAGCUAUCAAUGCAGCUAUGUAUCAGCUACGAAGACAACCGGCCAUUCAGUAUCAACUCGCAGAAUCCGGACUGGCUAAUUUCUCCAAUGUGAGCACGGUUUUGGAAUGUGAUGAUGGAACGUUACAGGACAUGAUCAAUGUUGGGAGCAAUGAACCACCCCGACCAAUCUCAUCCAGCCAGAACAAUUCGGGCAUCCAGGCCUUGGAGAGGCUUCGUCAACUCGACGGCAUUGUACGCAUGGUCAACUGCCUACAUGGCGACUGCAUCCGCAAGGGAAAUUACGGAUUCAACAGAGAGGACAAAAUGAGAGAACACAUGAGACAAGUGCACGGCUACCUCUACAACGCGAGAGGUGAUGGAGGCGGACCCGAAAUUCAAAUCUUCAAAAUGAAUGCAUGAAUCGUUCUCGCACCACUCCGAUCACGCACACUUGACUCUGCCGUUAUCUGUCAACGACUGGAGGCAGCUACGAUCAGAUGGCGGCAGAAGCUUGUUGCUUCCUUCCCCACAUCGGUUCUAUCGGC